This is a messenger RNA of Penaeus vannamei (Pacific white shrimp), 3449 nucleotides long. NCBI's taxonomy places the organism in Eukaryota, Metazoa, Arthropoda, Malacostraca, Decapoda, Penaeidae. The record is from RefSeq and is a predicted model, not a curated record.
AUGUUACCCAGAUGUCACACCCCCAAAACUCAAGGGUCAAAGGUCAACCACUAUAGGCUGAUGGGCGUGGCCAUAGGAUCUUCCUUCACUGUUGUUUUAAGAAUCAAUGGUAUUAAUGGUAAUGCCAAAGACACUGCGACAUUCAGGGAAAUUGUUUUUGGACAUGCAACAUAUGCAGAGUUCGUGAUUAGUCAAGGAUUGGUUGACCUCUGCAAUAGUCAGCUGAUUCGUGGCAAGUUGGCAAAACCUGACGUUGAUUUCGUCCUUGCAAAAAUGUGGUGCGAAUCUUUUCCUGAAUUGAAACUGAUUGCUGAAACUUUUAUGCAAAUGAAUCAUGUAAGAAAUGGAGGCAAAUAUCUAGAUUAUAUCGAAGGCAGCUUCUUCCUCCCGAAGGACCAGCAGGUGACGCGCCCUCCAGGACCUGAGACGACGGACUACGAGGGCUUGGCUUACCUCGGGGAAUACCCUCUGGCUUGGGCUGCCUGCUUGGGGAACGAGACCGUUUACAACAAGCUCAUCGACUUCGGGGCGGAUCCCAACGCCCAGGACACCUUCGGGAAUAUGAUCUUGCACAUGGUGGUCGUGUGCAAUCAGCUGGGAAUGUUCUCCUACGCCCUCCGCCACCCUCGCAUCCCGGCCCAAGACGGGAUCAUGAACAUGGCCGGCCUCACGCCCCUCACCCUCGCCUGCAAGCUCGCCCGCUCCACCAUCUUCAAGGAGAUGCUCGAGCUCACCUGCAUCGAGUUCUGGCGCUACUCGAACAUCACCUGCAGCGCCUACCCCCUCAACGCGCUCGACACGAUACGGCCGUCGGGGGAGACCAGUGAGUGGGGACUGAGGACCUGGGGACCGCACACGCACACAGACAUAUAUAUGUGUUCUGACCCCGAAUUCCGCAAGCAACUGUGGGACAACUUUUUCGGCAACGAAGUAGAAGACAUCUCGAGGUACUGCUUCGAGGCGGGGACGCUCAUGGGGGUCGUGUAUGUCAUCUUCCAGCAGGGAGAGGAAAUCAUGAACCAGGGGCUAGUGUCAUUCAUGAGAGGUCGGCAACGCCCCCAAGGCCAUCUUCCUGUUCUCCAACCUCCUCAUCAUGAUCGCCGCGUCCCCUGCCGCGUCCUCUACUUCUUCAGGGCCGACAUGGACCCCGUCUUCCGAGCCCUCGAGGACGAGCUCAUGGCCUACGCGGUGGCCGGGUCCUGGUUCUGGCUCAUGUUCUUCGCCGAGGCUCAAUUUAGAUUUAGAGAGGAACUCGGCUGCAGUGAUGCAUUGCUUAUUUUGUUGCGUGAAGUGCAGUUUACGUACACCGCCAUGAACUUCAACAUCUACAGUGGCAUGAGCAAGUUCGUGUUCCUCGUGUUCACCAUCAUGUUGCCCAUUAUGUUGCUGAACAUGUUGAUCGCUAUGAUGGCCAACACAUACAGCACUGUCAUCUCUAUGUCGGAAAAGGAAUGGGUCAAGGCGGCCAGCUGCAACAGUGAUCGUCAUCGCCCUGGACGUGCCAUAUCCCAAGAAAAAGCCAAGACGUACCUCUACAUGUAUAGUCUCCCCCUCGGCGGCGGCGUCGACGGAGGGGAGGAGGCGCUCGGGGUCAUGGUGAUCAAGAGUAAGGACAAGACGAAGGCCAAGCAGAGGAAGGGCGCUCUCAGUAACUGGAAGCGUGUGGGACGUGUCACGAUCGACGCGCUGCACAGAAGGGGCGUCACCGGCGAGUUUCUGCGCAGGGAGAUGUGGGGUCUUCAGACAGCUGCUUCCACGCCCGUCAAAGGGCCGACCAAGAAGAAGGGCGGGCCGGGCAUGUACGGCAUCACGGGCAUGGGCGGCGGCGGCAGCGGCGUCGACAUCAUGGGCGACGCGCUCAACCAGGCCAUGUUCGCGGCCGACAUGGACGGCGACGGCAUCCCCGACAACGGCUUCGGCGCCUUCAGCGGCGCCAUCGACCAGCUGGCCUUCACGCACGACCUCGACUUCUCCGGCGACGGCGUCGACGACGACCCGCUCAAGGCCAAGCCGCCGGGAGGGGCGGCGCCCCCGCACGGAGCGCCAGGGGCGCCCGGCUCCACGCUCGCGCCCCCCGCCCGAGAGAAGAAGAAGAAGAAGAAGCCCGAGGACGGCUUCGACAACCCCCGCCUUCAUCGACGACGAGGAGCUGCUGCUGGCGGCGGCGCUGGGCGGCCACGAGUCCGACGACUCCGACGACGCCGACAUGCUGGCGUCGCGCCGCCUCGCGCAGCCCAGGAUCGUCAUCCAGGCGGAGACGGUCACGGCCGCCGCCGCCGCCGUUGUCCCGCCGGCGCCCGUGGGCCCCGCGGCCGCCAAGAAGCCGCCGCCGCAGCCGCCCGUCGACGUGAACGCCCUCGCGCGGCCGCGGCUGCCGUCCGCCAAGAUGCGGCGCGCAUCGGCUCGGCGCGCAAGACGCCCUCGCGCUUCACCAUGGCCUUCGACGACGGCUUCAGCGCCCAGAGGGCCAAGGGCGCCAAGGUCGGGGACGCCAAGGGCUCCGCCGCCGCGCCGCCCGCCGAGGGCGCCGCCGGCAGGGAGCCCAAGGGCAAGGCAGACCUCGAGGCCGACGCGUCGCCGCCGGAGGAGGACGCCUCGGGCGAGAAGUGGGCCUCGAAGCCCCGGCGCAGCAGCAAGAACAAGGUGGCGCCGUCGGGCAGCUCGGAGGAGAGCGUCGAGGCGGAGACCAAGGACGACUUCGACGUGGGCCUCCAGUCGGGCGCCGACUCCACGCGCGAGGAGGUCCGCGCCAAGGAGAAGAAGGAGCGCCCCAAGACGUCCGUGGCCAGCCAGAAGAUGAAGAAGCGCGCCACGGACGACGUCGGCAACAUGAACAGCAUCCUGCCGUGGGACAACGAGGACGGCGACAUCAAAUAGACGCCAGGAGACGCAGACGGCGGGGGUGCAGGACGCCAAAGGAGCGAAGGCGAAGGCGCGGGGAAGCUGACAUCAAGAACACGUUUUGGAGAGGAAGGAGGCGCCAGCGGAAGUACAGGACAUCAAGUAGACGUCGAUAAAGAUAUCAAGUGAACAUCUCAAAAAGGGCAAGGAACAGACGCAGUUGCAAGAGACGGCGACAUCAGGUAGACAUAGUCGGUCGGUUUGUUAGAACUGUUCCAGGCCCGACCGAUAGACAUUUCACUUAUUUCAGAAACAUGCACACAUACAGAAAUAAAUGCAUAUCUAUUAGUCUAGACAGGCAUACCUACCCUACAGAUACAAAACAUAAACGUGUAUCUAUUUGAUAGAUCGAUAGACAUGCAUCUAUUUCUAUGUAUAUGGAUGUCUGUUUAUACGUUGAGUUCUGGCACAAUUUGAACAAACCGGCCGCAUAGGAGAGCAGGUAGACUUCGUAGGAGGGAGAAUGAACAAGGGCGAAGCCACGUGGACAAUAAAGUAGACAAUAAGAAGAGAGACAGCGACAAAGACAUCGAGAAAGACAUCGUAAA